Thalassophryne amazonica is the source of this 5771-nucleotide messenger RNA. It is a transcript of the gene ppl, whose product is annotated as periplakin. Bases 93 to 5372 code for a protein of 1759 amino acids. The record is from RefSeq and is a predicted model, not a curated record. Gene Ontology annotation, molecular function: cadherin binding; structural molecule activity. Gene Ontology annotation, cellular component: cytoskeleton; cytoplasm; intermediate filament. The transcript has 22 exons. Lineage: Eukaryota; Metazoa; Chordata; Actinopteri; Batrachoidiformes; Batrachoididae. Gene Ontology annotation, biological process: intermediate filament cytoskeleton organization; wound healing.
AGGAGUGGAGGAGCAGAGGACAAACAGUCACAGCUGACUUUGUCCCGCUCGGAUUGUGUUCGUGUCAGUAGCUGUUCAGGUGAACCGUCACUAUGAUGAAGAAAAGAACAAAGACCUCGGCGGUGAUCACGCAGCCCAAGACCACGUCCAGUACCUCGUCUUCAGAACUGAGCAUUCUGAUAGAGAAGCUCCAGAAGAAUGCUGAUAAAGUGGAGAAGAACAUCUAUGACGUUGAGCAGAAUCUCAACAAGGAUGUGAAUAAGAUCAACGAGGGGAAACAGCCGCUGUACCAGGAUGACACCAAGAAGCGAAUCUUAAACUCACUGGACCUGCUGACAGGUCUGGACGAGGACGCUUCAAACGCCAAGAAGCUGCAGCAUCCACAGGCCGAGAUGAUCGCACAGGAUAUGAAACAACUCCGUGAUCGAGUGAACAAACUGAACGAGGAACAUGAACACAUUUACAGUGUGAGCCGUACCAAGGGCAAACCCAGCGUUAACUGGGGCAACAUCAUGGAUGAGAAACAGGAAACCCUGAGCAACAAAGGCUUCGGUCAGGACCUCCCGUCCGUGGAGAACGAGGUGGAGGAGCACAACAUCUUCCACAGUGAGGUCGAGGCGCUGUCUCCUUACAUCAGCAGCGGCGGUGACAAGGAAUAUGUCAGUGGCCUCCAGAUGAAGUACAACAAACUGCUGGCCAACUCCUCCACGCGGCAGAAGAACCUACUGACGCUGCGGGACUACAUGCAGCGCUGCACCAACGAGCUGUACUGGAUGGACCAGCAGGCUGAAGAAAGGAUCAACUACGACUACAGUGACGCCAACCUGGGCUACCCGGCCCGCCAGAGGGAGUACGAGAACUUCAUCAGUAAGUGUCUGGAGUCCAAAGAAGCUACGAUUACCAAGCUCAAUGACGAUGGAGAUAAGAUGAUUGCCUCCAACCAUCCGGCCAAAAAUGUUAUUGAGGCCCACAUGGAGGCGGUGCAUGCUGACUGGAAGGAGUACCUGAACCUGCUGAUCUGUGAAGAGAACCACCUCAAACACAUGGACGAGUACCACAAGUUCUAUAAAGAGGCACGUGACACUCAGGACCUGCAGAAGCAUUUCGACACAGAGGUCAGCCAGAAGUACAACCCUGAGUUCAGAGACGUGUACCAGAUGGAGGGUCUGCUGGCCGAGCUGGAUGACCAGGCCAAGGCGGUGGAACACAUUGAUGACAGAGUCAGCGCCCUGCAGAAACGCAGCCUGCAGGUUUCUCCUCUGAAGUAUCGCCGCGCCGCCCCGCAGAAGCCGCUGCCCGUUGAGGCUCUGUGCGAGUUCGACACUGACGAGGGACAGAUCGCACGUGGGGAGAAAUACACGCUGCUCAAUGCCAACGGCAGCAAGUGGGACGUGAAGGACGCCGCAGGACAUAAAAUCACUGCUCCGGCCGUCUGCUUCUUGAUUCCCCCAACCGACCCUGAGGCUGUGGCUCUCGCCGACAGCCUGGCCAGUCAGCAAAAAGCCGUCAAGCAGAAGAUUUCAGGCAGCAAGACAAAUCUGGCGAAGCGCUAUGAUGAGCUGAAGAAGCAGAGUGGGAGUGGCACAGACAAACAGGAGCAGCAGUGUCGUCAGCUGAUGGCUGGUCUCGAUCGGGUGAUAAACGACACGGACAAGCAGAAGAAGAGUCUUUAUGGUGUCAUUCGUCCUCCUCUGGAGCAGAACCGCCCACUGCAGGACACCGCAGAUCGCAUGCAGGAUCUGAACGACAUCGCUGCAUCUGUCAAGAAACUUGAACCAGAGAAGACCUCCAAAGUCCAAGAGGCAAAGACCUUCUUGACCUCAAACGCCAACAGCUCCAGUGCACCUCAGCUCCACAGCAAGGUGGAGGAGACCAAGAGGAAGUACGACUACUUGGAGCAGCUGGUGCAGUGCUCGCAGGAGAAAAUGAAGAAUUCCCACCAGCUGGAGACCUCCCUACAAAAUAGCAAGAAUUUUAUUUCCACCUAUGAGAACAAGCUGGCCCGGGAGGAUGUGGCACCAUCUGACCUCCAGUCUCUGCAGAAGACCCAGCGGGAUCUGGCAGAUGUUGCAUCGGACCUGAGGUCCAAAAGGUCACUGAUCCCAGAGAUGGAACAGAGUUUGCGAUCAGCCAAAAACACCUGUAACAACAUGGCUACUAAAUUCCACGAGCACUGCCCUGACAUAGAGAGGCAGGAAGCUGAUGUCCAGAAGCUCUCCAAACGCUACAACAACCUCACCAAGCAGACCGACUCCAGGUCUCAAAGCUUGCAGAGAGCCUCGAUGGCAUACAGCAAAUACCGCAAUGAUUAUGAUGACUUGAACAGCUGGUUGGGUCGCAUCCCCAACUACGACCCACAGGAAACCGAUGACCUGAGACAAAUACAGACGAAGCUGAAUAAUCAAAAGAAUCUGGUCGCUGACAUAAAAAGGAAAGAGUCAGACUUGAAUAAUCUCUCAAGGAACUCCCAACUCUACCAACAAGCUGUCAGAGACUACGAGAAUGAAGCACAGAGGUUUCAAGCUAUCCUAGACGUCAAUGAUGGACUUGUGCCACAAUCAUACAAGAGCAACAAAGUGAUAUCACCUGCACAGAUAGUCAAAGCAGAGGAAGCUGCUAUUGAGGGGAGGUACACGGAGGUGCAGGCUCUCAACAACCAAAAGCUCAACAAUCUUGAGCUGACCAGCAACCUUCUCAGCCAGGCGCCUGAUGUUCCCCUGGUACAGUCCACAAAUGUCCAGUCAGUUCAUUCAGCUUUCCAAGAAGAUGAACCUUGGAGAAUCAGAAAGCAAUUGGAAGAUGAGAUACAUAGGAGGGAACUGUUAGAGAAAGAAAUUGAGAGCAUUCAGACAGAAAUCUAUAUACUUGAAGGAGAGAAGCCCCAAGACACACUUGUCAAGAAGGAAUUGAUCAAAAAGGUUCCUGACCCGCAGCUAGAUGAAGAAAUACACAAAGUACAGCAGAGACUCUCUGAGGAACGGCGCACAACCCAAACCUUAGAGAAUGACCUCGAGGUACUGAAGGUCAAGUUAUACAGUCUGGAGACCGAGGCCAAAGAAGGAGCACAGCAAUACGUGGUGAAAGAAGUCCUGCGUAUAGAAAAAGACCGUAAUCAAGAAGAGGAGGUGCGUAAGCUUCGGGAGGAACUGGAGGAGCUAAGAAGACAAAAGUCAAUUAAGGACAAUGAGCUGGUUGAAAUACAAAAACGGGUGACAAUCCUGGCUGCGGAGAAGAGCAGAGAACAGGAGGUCAUCAAAGAAGAGGAGGUGAUUAAAGUUCAGAAUGACCCUCAGUUAGAAACUGAGUAUCGACUUCUCCUGGAGAAGAAGCAGAAAGAAAUGGAUACUCGGAAGGGUCUGGAGGAUGAGCUGGCCUUCCUUCAGCAAAGGUUACUUAAGCUGGAGAAGGAUAAAGAAAUAGCAGAGGAGAAGGUUACCGUUAGGGAGGUCCUGAAGGUAGAGAAAGAUGUUGCCUUGGAGAAAGAGGUGGACAAUCUAAGGAGACAGUAUGAGGAUGAGAAAGCCAAACAAAGGUCAUCACAGCGAGACAGAUCUGACCUCCAGAGGAAAAUUUCCACCCUCGAGGAGGAAAAGUCCAAGGUUGUUAUUCAGGAAAAAGUGCGCGAGAUAGUCCGCCCUGACCCCAAGGCUGAGAGUGAUCUGGCCAACCUCCGACUUGAACUUGUAGAGCAGCAAAGGCGCUAUGUAGAUGCAGAGCACCAGCUUAAAUUACUUAAUGAUGAGCUGACCAUGCUGAGGAAUAGAGGUCCUCGAGUGGAGACCAAAGAGAUCAUCAAGGAGGUCAUCAAAUACAAGACUGAUCCACAGACAGAAAGAGAACUGGAGAGACUUCGCAAUGAGAUUGUCGAUAAAACACACCAGAUCGAGAAAUCAGAAAUGGAAACACGACAACUUCAAAGUGAAAUUGAAAGAUGGAAGGACACCAAACCUCAGGUGCAAACAAAGGAAGUGCUCAACGAAGUACUCCAGUACAGGGAAGAUCCAAAGACGAAAGAGGAAAUUGAGACCCUGAAAAAGAAACUGGCUGAUGAGCAGAAGAAACGCCUCACCCUUGAGAGAGAACGGUCAGAGCAAGAAGAGAAGAUAAGACUCAGGAAAUUAGAGCUGGCUGAAGUCAAAGAGACUAUCGUACAGCAAGAAGUGGUCAAAAUGGAAGAGGAUCCGGUCCUGAAAUCUGAAUGUAACACCUUCUUACAAAACAUCAACAAUGAGCAGAAGCAGAGGGACAGCUUGAAAUCUGAGCUCUACCAGCUGCAGAGACAAAAGGCUGAUCUUGAUCUUCAACUAGAGGAGCUGGAGCGCGAGCGCAGGGCCAGACGUGACGCAGAACUGGAAAUUCAAAGACUACGGGUUCGACUUAACGAGCUGGAGAUCAGAGACCGAGAGAACCGUGAGAAGGUGACCUUGAGACAGAAAGUAGUCCUGCAACAGGAUCCCCAACAGGAGAAGGAGCACUCCAUCCUCAGGCUACAGCUGGAUGAAGAGAAGCACAAGCGCUCACUGCUGGAAAAAGAGCUGAAUGCGCUGAUACAGCAGCAGCUCACCCUGGAAAAGAUGGAUGUGAGAGAGAGAGUCGUACGUACAGAAAAGGUCCAGGUAGAGAAAGACCCAGAGGCUGAAAUUGAGAUUGAAAACCUAAAGCAGACUCUGGAAGACGAGAAAAGGCGGAAGCGUGAACUUGACCAGGAACUAGCCACCCUUACCAGCAGAUUGUCUGACAUGGAGUUCUCCAACACAAAGACCUCCAAAGAAAUGGAAUACGUGCGUGAUGAAAGCAACCGACUGCAGCAGGAAAACCAGAGGCUACAAAAUGAGAUUCGCAAGCUGCGCUCAGAGAUUGAGAUCACCAGCCAAGAGACUCGCCUCAUCACCGAGUCUGCACCCAAGGAGCAUGGAUCGAACCUGGAACGGAGACUGGAACUACUGCAGAAGGAGCUGACAGAACUCAGAGCUGUUACAAGACAGAAGGAUGAUGAGAUCGAGAAGCUUCAAAAGAGUGUGGUAGCAGUGAGAGCAAAGAAAGAGCAGAGGGAGAGCCAUCUCCGGAAGUCCAUCGUGGUGAUUGACCCGGAGACCGGAAAAGAGAUGCGACCGGAGGAGGCCUACAAGCUGGGGCUGAUUGACUGGGGCAUGUUUGUGAAUCUGCAAAGCCAGGAGUGUGACUGGGAGGAAAUCACAGUCAAGGGCCCCCGGGGAGAGUCAUCAGUUCUUCACGACAGGAAGUCGGGGAAGAAGUUCUCCAUUGACGAUGCCUUGCGUCUUGGGCACAUCUCAAAUCACCAGCUUCAGCAGUACAUAAACAAAGAGAUUUCCAUCCAAGAGUUUGGGGCUUUGGUGGCGGGCAAAAAGUGAGUGACGGGAAUCAUUCUGAGAAAACGCGUCAGUGGUUUGACUCUCACUUUAUAUCUGCUUGUAUUCUGGCUGCCAUGUGGUGGUGAGCUGACAUUAUACCGGAUUUGCUCCUUGGUUUUUAAAUGCACUAUGUAUUUAUUUGCUUCUGCAUAUUAUGUAAUUUGGGUUGCCAGGUUUGCGGUACAUUAAUUAUACAUGGAACAGCGUGAGUCACUUCAUGACUUUUGAUUUGAAAGGUGUGACAGGUGGUAGGGCAGAGAUUAUUGAUCACCUAAUUUGAAAUUGCUAUCAAAUAAGAGUAAAGGGAGUGUUUCAUUUAUUGGUGUUUUUCCCAGGCUUACUGAUGUGUGUGCUCUUCAAAAAGCUAAUCAAUAAAAUGAAACUACAAAAAAAAAAAAA